GCCGGGGACGCCGCAGCGCGGGGCCGGCCGAAGCGGAGGCGGCGGAGGCGGCAGGAGGGUCCGAUGGACCGGCCCGGCAGCGGGGCCGGAGUCGCCGCGACACAGUCACCCGGGAGCUUCCGAGGGUUUGGCAGGAGGAGCCGGCGCUGCAGCGCUGUGGACAGGGGGGACUUCACAGGCGGCAUCUAUGGCACCAGCCUCUCCUCCGACUCCCGCCAGAAUAUACAUACCAGUGAUUUGGAACAUGAUGUCCACCUUCCUGAAAAUAAAUACUAUCUGUCGGGAGACAAGACUGGAACAGGCGGUAUUCUUUCAAGCAAGUUGCACAAGGAUGCUUACACGACAGCAGUGGAACAACUGGCAGAUCUUAGUUUGUCAAAAAAUACGACUAGAAGAACACAGCUCAGUCAAAAUAAUAGCAAGGAAGGGAUGUUUCAUUCCUGGAGAUAUGCACAUGAUCAAAGCAAUACUACUGUGAACAGAGUCUCCAAUAAGCCUCUAGUGGAAACUCUUUCCAGCUCACAUGGUAAUUCUUUAAACUUCUUUACUGUUAAUCCCACAUUGGUGGGGGCCCAUAUGAACAGCUGUCACACAGUGUCUUACCGGGGACCUCAGCAGAUGCCAUUAGGAAUCUACUGGACAAAUGGAGAUGGGGAUUUUUUCAAGGUCAAAAAUGAAACCACAGCUGACUCCUAUCCUGCUACAGAAAGUAGUAGUGAUGACGCUCUCUCUGUGUCCAAAUGGAAUUUGAAGUUGCAAAACAGUAGUGUUGAGAACAGUCUUUUAACAGAGGAAGGUGAUGUAUCUGAGAGUGAAAAAGUGAAUGAUGUUUUGCUUAGUUAUUUCAAAUAUAUGGAUCUGAACUUAAGACCAGAAACCAUAGAAAACAUUGAAAAAGCUUCCUCCAAGCACCAAAAUGAAGUGUUUCCAUACCCUGAUUUUCUCCCACCACCUUUCAAUAACCUGGACUUACAAAAGUUGGCCUUAUCAAAAUGGGAUGACUGGAAGGUAGUCUUUAAUCCACCACCAGAAAGCUCUGUUGUGAAAUUAAUAUCUCGUCUGUUGGAAAUUGAAAGGAUGCAGCACUUGACUAUAUUAAAGGAGAAGACAAGAGACCUGACAGUAUCUUCCAGUAUGUUGCUUGGCAAUCGACCCAGUUCCACAAAAUCCAUGCAUCAGUUGAAGCAGUCAAGACUGUCUGAUCCUCUAUGUCUUCAGACAUCUUUUAAUCGAGACUAUCAAGAGAAAAAUAAAUCCAACCAUUCUGGCUGCUGCACGCAUGACUGGAACAGCUCAAAAUGCACUUGGGAGUACUGUCAUAAUUGCAAAUGGAGUGCUGGAACAUCCUCUGUUAGAAGUUCAUCCACAAAGCAGCUUAGAGCAUCUUGUGAUGCCUUUAAAAGCUCUAAAAUCCCCAUCAUUUUAAACUCUAACAUGCUCUUGCGGAGGUCUUCCUCAUGCUGUGUGGCGGCACCAAGAACUCAAUCAACUGUAAAAUUGACUUCCCCAAAGCUGCUGCCACCAAGUACAGCUCUAACCAGUCCUUUCCCUGAUAAGGACAGUUUAAAAUAUAAACAGCCAAGGACCAAAAAGAAACUCUAUAGAAAAAACGUAGUAACGAGUAAGACUUUUCAUUGCCAGAAGUUAAAAUCUGUAUCUGCAAUGCCAAAGCAGAAGUACACUCACACUGACAAACAGUAAUUUCUUGAAUUCAUACUUCUCAUUAUGAGUGAAUCCUGCUCAGCAAUCUUAUUUUAGGUUGGUUGUCAGGUUAAAGUAUUUUUAAUGGUAUGAGACAGAAGUGAUAUGAAAUAGCACUUGUGACAAUUGAAUCCACUUGUAGAAAAAUCAAGUUUUAUCCUUCUGCCUGCUGACAUCUUUUAGACCAUUUGUGUAACUUUUAAAAGAAUUGGAUCAAUAUAAGCAUACCAGCAAAUCAUCCCGUUCCAGAGUGCAACUAUUUUUUUAAAAUGUUUAUAAAAGUAAUAUCUAUAAAGUAUAGUUAUAUUAUACUAGCACCCAGAAAAUCCCACUCAGCAUCAGUGCUCCCCUAUGCGCUACGUGCUGUACUAAUACAUGGGAAGAUACGGUGUCAGCCACAGAGAAUUCACAAUUUAAGUGCAAUAUGAAGGGUGGGAGGAGAGAGAGAAAAAUACAAUUUCUAUACAUUUGUCAUUUUUUUUCUGAUACAUAGAUUAAGGACCAAUGGUCUGAUUAUACACAUGGGAAAAUACUAAAGCAAAAUGAAUGUAGUACAUUUCUAUCAAUAUGAAAUUACUCACUUUUUUCCUCAAACAAGGAAAUUAAAUAGAACAGCUAAAUUGAUGAAGUUUUCUGUACAUGCCUAGAAAUCAAGAAAUUCAGAUUUAUGAUUCCUAUUGCAACCAUAGUUGUCCUUGUGUAUGAGACCCUCCCGUCCCCCACAAAACCUAUGUUAUCUGAUACUCUGGUGGAACAGACUAGAAAUUCUGUAGCAGUUCCAUUUAAAAUUCUAUUUUAAUUGAAGUCCAUACACUAUUCCCAAUGUUACUUAUUCAAAUAUUAAAUUUGAUUUUAUACUACCCUUACAUGUUCAGUAUGUGUCACAGAUUUUGGUAUGGACAAGUAAUUGAACUAUAAAAGUUGUCAGAGGGGUAAACUGGAGGUUUUUGGCACAUGAAAAGGUGGAGGGUUGUUACCAUAUUAGCUAAAUAUUUUUGCUAAAAUGAUCAGCAGUGAAAUGGUUAUCAUUGUUGACAUUUCAAAUACCUUUAGGUUUCAGGGUUACCAGUCCUCAGCACCUCUCAGCAUUAACUGAGGAAGAUGGCAGGACAUCAGUUUACAGUCUUCUUCACAUAUUCAAGAAUAAUUUUCUUGAUGCAAGCCAGAAACAAUUGUUUUAAAAACCCUGAAAUUUUAGCUACUGGAGCUCAUUUGUACAAGGGCUGGAUAUUAUAUUCAUAGAAUACAAUGUAACAUGGCCCGUAAUGCAAUACGUUCCUACAAGUGCUUCUCGUCAGAGCAACUUACACAGAAUUACAUCUCAACAUCCUGGAGUUUAAGGUAAACAGUAGUACAGGAGGGGAAGGAAGGCAAUGAUUGCCAUUUGAACACCCUGAUUUUAAUUGCUUAUCACUUUUCAACUCUUUCAUCUUUGGGGCUGAAAGAGGCAGGGACAUAGUACUGAGUUGGAGUCAUGUAUCAGCAGUCUCUGCGGGCAGGGCUCUUGUGGAACCCUGGGGAGAAACUAAAGCUUCUCCCCACCCUGUAGAAAUAUGAAGGGAGUGCAUUGUCAAGGGAGAAUAGCUUGAGUGAAUCUGGCUUAUGAUCUUAACCAAUUCUUAUUCUGAUGAGAGUUCUUGGGAGCAAUUGGCUGUUUCCCCCUUCCCACCCUCCCGACACACACUGAUUACUAGAUCUCAUGGUUGUGAGAGGGCCUGUGUAAAUCACCCACUCUCACUGGUGGGUUGGGUAGGAUAAUUAAGACCCCUGUAUUCAAGAACUUGAGGACUUUUCAGUCACCAACAACUUUAACAUUCAUUCUUGCACCACAAACUGAUUGAGACCUACUCAGCCAGGCCUGUGCAGAAGACCAUUUUGAAGUGAUUAGCAUUCACUGAAGUUACAAUUAUACACUUUAAUGAGAAGAUUUUUCUCAAACUUCACCAUGGAAUGAAAUGGGUCUGUUCUCUAGGACCUACAGAGUACUCGUUUUUCAUACUAGAUACACAAUUAAAAAUCCCAAGUACAGAUGAAUCCAGUUGUAAGAACACUCUGCAUGUUCUCUUGGCUCAUUGCCAUACAACUUGUCACAAAACAGAUUUCUUGUUUAAUACACACUUUAAAUAGGAAGUUUUCUAAAAGUAUUUAGGGGCCUGAUCUUGACAACUACCGAGCACCUGUAACUCCCAGACAGUGACUGCACUGGCAAAAAAUAGGAUGCAUAAUAUGCCAGCAGUGCAGCUCCACUAGUGGAAACUAUAUUGCAGAGAGGGCUUUCAGAUCUCUAUCACCAUGCUACUUAACUAACCCACUGGUGAGCUUUGAAGUUCAAAAACAGGACCAAUGAUCGAUGGAGAGCCAGAGUAGUGACCGGAGCGCUGUGCACUUGUCAGCUCAGCUGCUUUCUGUAUCACUUGGAGUUUCCUUAGGUCCCAAUUCAAGGAAACAUCCUUAGUGAAGGACACCAUUCAAGGUGUGUUUAAGAUGCAAUGAAGUCACUAUGUGCUUAAAUGUUAUCCUGAACAACAGUGGUAAUAAUCACAUGCUUAAGAGCUCCAAUGAAUUGGGAUCCUAGAAUCUAGACCCUCCAAAUGGUCCUAAACCUUCUUUUCCAUACUUUCCACGCUGGAUUUCUCAAAGCAGCUCUGGACCUACACAUAUGACUAAUCAUAUCCUGAAUCAGAGUUUUGGAUUGCCUGGGGAUAAAGGGAACACAAAACACCUCCUGAACUCAAAACUGACACCAGAACCCUUCCACUCUCUAACGAAGAAAUUGCACUCAGAGUGCUCAUGGCGAGCAGCUCACUGCUGCUGGAACUGGAGUAUUACCACCCCUGGAGAAAAUAUAGCUCAUAUUUAGGCACAACCUGCAUUUGUUACAUUUUAAAAAUGUAUUAGUUCAGCUCUUGUAAGCAAGUGAUAAGUAAUGUAUCUUACUGAUCAAUGCAAACUGAGAGGCAGAACUCAUUUACAUUUUCUCCUGCUAAAUCGAACAAUUUUGUAACAAAGAUUUAUCCCAGAGGGUUUCAAAUUAAAUCUAUUUAACAAUUUUUCAGGAUAAAUGUUUUGCGAGUUGAAGUAUCUGCAUAAUUGCAUUUUAUUUAUAAGCUCUUUGAAAAUGCAGCCAUAAAUUUUAAAUAAACUUGACAUGUUUCUCUGAACAAAUGCUGCCAGCUGUGACAGCUGGCUGGUGGUGAAUAACAGUCAUCUCAGAACUCACUUACCCAUUGUACCAUGAUUGGGUUAUCAGUGACUAAGACGGAGUGAUUAGAAUCAGCAUCUUUGAAAGGUGAGAAGCUACCAACCAGCACACACACCACUCUACACAGUUACAUUUAAUAUAACAAUAUUUUGAUUCAGGUCAGCUGCUAUUGACCCCAUGCACUGAGUCAGCACAAGAUGUACUCAUCUGCUUAUGUUCCAUUUAAAACAAUUGGCUAGGGCCAAUCUGGUUUAUAUUGGUAACAUUUUCAUUAAUACCUGUACUUAUAUAUGAAAUGGCAUAUCACUCACAACUGCACAUCAUUUGAAAACAUUCCUCAUCUAGCAGCUUGCUUUUGAACUAGAAUGUCCCAUGAAAUCUUGAUGCUUAGUUUAGUGUAAAUCCUCUUCAGAUUCAUUUCUAACACUGGCAAAAUAAUUGGUAGCUGGCUGUGGACAUGCCUUUAUGAGACAACUGUAAAUACCAUCUUUCCUCCUCCAGAAUUUGAACAAGAUUUACCCUUACUGGGUCAUCCCAGCAGUUUAAGAAACUGAUUCAGGCUAUGCUGCUAUAUAGAACUGCUUUGGCCAUGACCCUGGCUACGUUAAUUAGGAUCUAGCCAUUUUUUUUUUUUAAACUUAGGAAACAAAGAUUGUGUGGUUAAGACUUCUAUAUUAACUUAUUGGAGAGAAAAGCAGGGCAAGGAUGGUCACGUCACAGUAUCAUAAGGAGAGAAGGAAGUAAGAUGUGUAUCUUACAUUGCCUUCAAUAUUAUUUGUAUGUUGUCUUGCUAUUAAGGACCUGAUCCAGCAAAUAUGCAUGCAGCUUUACACACAUGUAGUCCCACUGAAUUAAAAUAGGACAACUUGUGCAAAGUAUGUAAGUUUCCAGAACUGGGAUCUUAUAUUGUAAGCUCUUCUGACCAGAAACUGUAUUUCUGUGUGUGUACACAUACUUAAAUGCAUUUUGGGCACUAUUCCUGCAAUAGAAAUAAGUUCUAGUUCACCCUUACUCCCUAGGAACAUCUGAGCUUUCAUUAGUGUAUCAGUAUCCAUGUCUAAACUACAUGAAACACUCAAGAAUUUAGUGGAGAAGAAGAUUCUGUACCAUUGUGAGUAGAAACAAGUGACACUGUGUUCAUUUUUAGUCAUCUCUUUGUGUGUGAUGUGCAAUAGUUUCCAUUUAAAGAAAAUUCAAGACAAUGCUUGAGAUAAAUGUCAAAGCAUGUGUGUUUUGGGUGCAGUAUGUUGGACUUCUCAGCCACCUUUUUUUUUCCCUUCCAUCUUUUAAAGUUUUUAGUUUAAGACAAUGCUGGCUGGUCAAUUUCUUAUUAUUUGGGUGCCAGAACUACAGAGAAGCAGGAAACCCCAAAGUUCUAGGAGGAGCAUCUAGCAUUGAUAUGAACCUCACAUGGAACAUUUUUUAUUGAAAAGCUUGUCUGAUGGCAGGGAAAGAUUGUAGAAUUUAGCAGUGGAGAGGGAAAAGUGUACAUUUGGGAGUUGAAGAGUUCAGCUAAGAAGCAGAUUUGCAUGACACAAUGGUUGCUAAGUGCCUCUGUGUUUUGACCACCUUUUUUGUUAAUUAUGUUUUCUGAGGAGGUUGGUCUUAAUUCUUGCCUGUGUGAUAGGGUCCUAGCAGAUAUACACAGUUUUGUUAUUUACUUUGUUUCUUCUGUAGUGCUGUAGUCUUGUUUUUCCUUUUUGUAAUCUGUAAAUAUUGUUAUAAAUAAACGCUUUAUUCUAUUUAUAACUACAAUGUCUUCAUUGCUGCUUUUAGGAAAAGUGGUUACCUGUGGCUGGUAAGAUCUGUCUUGCAGGCACGCUAACUCUA
Chelonia mydas (Green sea turtle) is the source of this 6733-nucleotide messenger RNA. RefSeq names its product family with sequence similarity 217 member A (gene FAM217A). The record is from RefSeq and is a predicted model, not a curated record. The transcript is spliced from 7 exons. Lineage: Eukaryota; Metazoa; Chordata; Testudines; Cheloniidae. The coding region runs from base 64 to 1701 and encodes 545 amino acids.